Molecule: messenger RNA, 799 nt
Organism: Aphanomyces astaci
Lineage: Eukaryota; Oomycota; Saprolegniomycetes; Saprolegniales; Verrucalvaceae
Exons: 1
Coding region: 67-666 (199 amino acids)
Source: RefSeq, a predicted model, not a curated record
AAUGCUAGUGCCGUUGAUGUUGUGGCCGCCCCAAAGCGACGAGUGCCAACUUGAGCUGACUGUGCAAUGCCACGAAAGCGCAAGGCUUCGGAGACAACCGCACAAGAAGAAGUUCGAGUGGCGGCACCCAAACACCGAGUCAGGCGCGCUCCAUCUCCACCCGAACAAGCAACUUUAGAUGGAAUCAAAGCCAAGGCGACCAAGGAUCGCAUUCUGUUUAUAUUGGCGAAGGCUACAACUCUGGUGGGCGUUCCCACAAUCAUGAAACGACUGGUGGAGGAGUAUGGCUUGACCGAGUCCAAAGCAUUCAAUACUAACGUCAACAAAGCCUUGGCAGCGCUCAGCUCUGAACAGCGUGCGGACUUUGGGAAGGUCGGCGGGUCGUACCACGCAGGGGAUGCCAGUGAGGCGUACAUUCAGCAUUUCCAAGGCAAGGCGAGCGCGGCAGCGGACGAAGCCAAUGCGCAGAAGUACAUGGACCAGGGAUGCAUUCAGUGCUGCCACUGCGGAGAGUGGUGCCCUGGUGAUUGCGAAGUGGGCGAAGAUUCCAUUGCCAGAGGGUCCAAGUAUAAGUGCUUUGCCUGCGACAAGGUGUUUUGGACCUGGAUCUCAGAUGGAUACACCACGGGCCACGAAGUCGAGUACAAGUACAGCAACGGAUACUAAGCUGGGAGCUUGGAGUUUAGUAAGUCACAACUACUACUAUAGUACUAGUGUAUUAAUAUUAAGACUUCGAAGUAGUAGUAUUACAAUACGAACGUUAGUAUUUACUACGUACUACAUGAUCAUUGUUAAUACU